CUUUCUUUCUCUCCCUUUCUCUUUCACUGCCUCUUCUCUUUCUUUUUCCCCUUUCGUUCAUUCAUUAUUCAAACCCGCAGUAGACACAGUGCAUCCCCUCUUCUUCUUCAUCCUUUUACAAUCUCUCAUUGUGACUCAUUGAGUAGUCAUUUCACUUCAGACUCGAAUCUACAGAGUAAGUAGACUAUUCGCCGCCGGAAAUGCCGCUUCCGCCGCAUUCUCCGGCGUAAUCUCCGGCCAAACAUGCAGGAGAAGACUCUCCUUACUCUCUCCGACGAAGACAUCACCACCACCACCACUACAGGCAACAAGAAGAAGAAGAAAUCGCAGGCGCAAGGAAGGGACAUCGACAUCGAGUUCCUCCACCCGCCGCCGCCGUGCGUGGUAGUAGGUGGUGGCCGGAACCACCGAUCUCAUUUAGGAUCGAGUCGCGUGGCACCCACGCUCUCCUCCUUGUCUGUAGUGGAGAAGGUGCUCCCGAACGGAGACAUCUACACGGGGACGUUCUCGGGGAGCGUGCCGCACGGGAGCGGCAAGUACUUGUGGUCGGACGGGUGCAUGUACGAGGGAGAAUGGAGGAAAGGAAAGGCCUGGGGGAGAGGAAGAUUCUCAUGGCCCUCCGGCGCCACCUACGAGGGCGACUUCAAGUCCGGCAGAAUGGACGGCUUUGGAACCUUCACCGGCACUGACGGCGACACGUAUAAAGGCUUCUGGAUCUCUGACCGCAAGCACGGUUACGGCGAGAAGCGCUACGCCAAUGGAGAUCUCUACCAGGGCGAGUGGCGCUGCAACCUCCAGGUCAGAAAUCAAACAAAGAAAUUUCGUGAUGGUAGGGGGCGGUAUGUGUGGAGCAGCAACGGUAAUGAGUACGACGGCGACUGGCGGGGCGGUGCCAUUUGGGGGAAAGGCAUUCUGAUUUGGGGAAAUGGAAACCGGUUUGAAGGGUACUGGGAGAAUGGGGUGCCCAAAGGGAAGGGCACCUUUACUUGGUCCAACAAUGCCGCUUGUUUAGUAGAAGAUGAGAACCUCUACCAUCACAAAUCCGGGUUUGAUGCAGCCCAGAAGAGGUCGUCGGUGGACGGGAUGAAGCCCGUGAGCUUCCCCCGGAUUUGCAUAUGGGAGCUAGACGGGGAAGCGGGGGACAUUACGUGUGACAUUGUGGACAAUGUGGAGGCCUCCAUGUUUUAUAAGGAUGGUAGAGAGUCUUACUCUGAACCUACUAAGCUGCAAAGCAAGAGCCCCUGCAGCUCAACCGAUUGCGAUGUCAAGAAGCCGGGUCAGACCAUUUCAAAAGGCCAUAAGAACUAUGAUUUGAUGCUUAAUCUACAACUGGGCAUUAGGUACACUGUUGGGAAGCACGCUUCCAUAUUGCGAGAGCUCAGGGCUGGAGAUUUUGAUCCCAAGGAGAAGUUCUGGACAAGGUUUCCUCCAGAAGGCUCGAAGUUUACACCGCCGCAUCAGUCAGUGGACUUCAGAUGGAAGGACUAUUGUCCCAUGGUAUUUAGACAUUUGAGGGAAUUGUUUGCAAUAGAUCCUGCGGAUUACAUGCUAGCCAUUUGUGGAAAUGAUGCUCUUAGAGAGUUUUCUUCUCCGGGAAAGAGCGGAAGCUUCUUUUAUCUGACCCAAGAUGAUCGUUUCAUGAUAAAAACCGUGAAGAAAUCCGAAGUCAAGGUGCUUAUAAGGAUGCUUCCAAGUUACUACCAACAUGUUUGCCAAUAUAAGAACUCCUUGGUAACAAAGUUUUUUGGCGUUCAUUGCGUAAAGCCAGUGGGAGGUCAGAAGACGCGUUUUAUCGUGAUGGGCAACCUAUUUUGUUCAGAGUACCGCAUCCAUAAACGAUUUGAUCUCAAAGGGUCUUCCUAUGGUCGCAUAACUGAUAAACCUGAAGGGGAAAUUGACGAAACUACCACGCUUAAGGACCUUGAUCUUAAUUUUGUGUUCCGCCUGGAAAGGUCAUGGUUUCAAGAACUAAUCUGGCAAAUUGAAAGAGAUUGUGAGUUCCUGGAAGCAGAGAGGAUAAUGGACUACAGUCUUCUGAUUGGUCUUCACUUCCGUGGUGAUUAUUCGUCGGAUGAUAUGAAGUUGUCACUGUUUGAUAUGCGUUCUGGUAACACAGAGACGUUCCAUGAUGAGGCAUUUACUAGGGGUUAUCGCUUAAAUAACGAAGAGCUGCAGGAUAUGGAGUGGGUUCUUGUUGGCCGGGGGCCACUGAUACGGUUAGGGGCAAACAUGCCUGCAAGGGCAGAGAGAGUGUCAAAGUCAGUGUUGGAACAGAACACAGGAGGAGGAGGAGGAGGUGGAAGUAGCAAUUCAACCCCUUCUCGGAAUGGCGGUGAGAUCUCUGACGUAAUCCUAUACUUUGGUAUCAUUGACAUUCUCCAAGAUUAUGAUAUUAGCAAAAAGCUAGAACAUGCCUACAAGUCCUUGCAAGUGGAUCCCACUUCCAUCUCGGCCGUGGAUCCCAAGCUCUACUCCAAAAGGUUCCGGGAUUUCAUUCAUAGAAUCUUCGUGGAGGAUACUACUGACUCGUAAUUUUUAGAUACGGAGACGCAGAUCCCACAGAGUCUUUCAAGAAUUCCAGAUGAUCAAAUUCAGUAUCAGUGAAAUGAUUCACAGCAGGAGGACUGGGAUGUGUAUGAACAAGUUCACCUUCCUGGCUGUGCGAAAAUGUGAAUGUCUCUACUAAUGGGGUUCUAUUGCCGAUGGCCUAUUCUUUUUUCUUUUUUCCUUCAUAUUUUAUUUUAUUUUAUUUUCAGAAUCAGCCAGUUAAGUGGAAGUGGGUAGCACAAGCUUUGUAUAGCAAGUGAGAGGGCAAGAGGUGAAGAGGGUAUUGGCAGGUGACUUUUUAUUUUAUUUUAUUUUGAUUGAUGGGUUUUUAGGGGUGAGACUUUGAGGAAAGUGGGUUUUUUUUUUUUUUUUUUUUUUUUUCUUUUGAAAUUUUUGAGUGUGCGGACAGGAGGCAAGGGUAUAGAAAAUUCAAGAUGCUUCCUGUUCUUUGGGUACAUUGGGACAUGGUGGGGAGAUUGAGGAAGAAGAGGGCAUAGAAAUUAGAAUAACAACUGUACAGUCAAAAAGAAAGACGGGCAAUCUAAUUGGAAUUGGACUAUUUUCUUUUUUUUUUUUUUUUUAAAUCCUUUUCUAGAAAAAAAAUGUUAAGUUGGUACUGUUAUUGAGGAAUUCAAAAUGAUGUUUUUCUGGUGGGCAAGAAAGAAAGAAAAAGAAAAGAUGACCUUGGGGUUGGGUUUCUCUCUCUCG
This is a messenger RNA of Morus notabilis, 3255 nucleotides long. Its product is annotated as phosphatidylinositol 4-phosphate 5-kinase 1. Lineage: Eukaryota; Viridiplantae; Streptophyta; Magnoliopsida; Rosales; Moraceae. The transcript is spliced from 9 exons. Gene Ontology annotation, molecular function: ATP binding; 1-phosphatidylinositol-4-phosphate 5-kinase activity. The record is from RefSeq and is a predicted model, not a curated record. Gene Ontology annotation, biological process: phosphatidylinositol metabolic process. The coding region runs from base 244 to 2532 and encodes 762 amino acids.